AUGGGAUCUGAGUCAACGUCAACCCCUCUGGUUCCAUUACCGGAAGUGGGUGACUCCUCCGCCCACGAACGGUGGCGCAUUAUCAGCACUAUGGACCAACCCAAUUUGAUAUGCUGGUGGUUUUCAAACAAGGUGCAGUCGCACAUGGAUCUGACCUAUUCUAUUGCCAUUCUUAUUGAUGUCGAACGGAGGAACCUUCGCUCAUCCUACUUGCCCCAAGAUAUGGCUUCAAGUUCAAUCAUUCUACUAGUCCCUCUCCUCCUUCUACCACUUCUCCGAACCUCCCUUGCUGGUGAAAUCGCCAUCUACUGGGGCCAGAACGGCUUCGAGGCAACUCUAUCCAAGACCUGCGACACUGGCCGCUUCGCCUAUGUCAACAUCGCCUUUCUCUUCAUUUUCGGCAACGGUCAGGUCCCCAAGAUCGACCUUGCCGGCCACUGCAACCCCGCCGACGGCGGCUGCAUAGCCAUCAGCGACGAAAUCCGGCACUGCCAGAAGCUCGGCGUCAAGGUCAUGCUCUCCAUCGGCGGCGGUGUCGGCAACUAUACUCUCGCUUCUAAAGCAGACGCCAAAAACGUCUCAAGGUACUUGUGGAAUACCUUCCUUGGUGGGUGCUCGUCGAAUCGACCUCUGGGCGAUGCGGUUUUGGAUGGUAUUGUUUGUGAUUUUUACGGAACAGCAGCUUGA
Thlaspi arvense is the source of this 687-nucleotide messenger RNA. NCBI's taxonomy places the organism in Eukaryota, Viridiplantae, Streptophyta, Magnoliopsida, Brassicales, Brassicaceae. The record is from the annotation of a GenBank genome assembly.